GAUCGAACGUCCCCUCAAUCCAUCAUGCUCUUGGGCUUCGCAGCUUCGCCUCCAAUGCAUAAAUGCAGAUGAAAAACAAGAUGUGGACCGAUAAACAGGAUGCCCUCUUCGCUGUGUCUUCGGCUUACUGUGUUCCUCGCGGCCUCUGUCGCUACGUUCGCCAUACCCUAUGACGAGUAUAUCUUGGCUCCUUCCAGUCGCACGUUGCACCCAGUAUCUGUACGGAAGGUUAACGGUACCGUCAUCCACGCGGAAAGCAUCACCGGCCCCAGCCACGGUAAAGCGACGUUCAAGGGGUCAUCGGCAGUGACCUUCGACUAUGGCAAGAACAUCGCCGGGGUUGUCUCACUCAACGUUGGCGAUAUAUCCGACGAACACCAAUUCAUUGGUAUCACGUUCUCCGAGAGCUCCCUCUGGAUUUCGGGUGAAGGCAGCGAUGCCACGGCCGACGGCGGGAUCGACGAGACGCUGUGGAUCCAGCCCAAGAAACCAGGAACGUAUACUGUUCCGAGGCAGAACGAAAGGGGGGCGUUUAGGUACCUCAGUUUGGUGCACAACACCACCGGAAGCUUGGAGGUGACGCAGGUGACGACUCAUUUCACCGCUAUGCCGCACUACGCGGAGGACAAGCUGAGGGAUUACACCGGUUACUUUCACUCCAACGACGAACUUUUGAAUCGGAUUUGGUAUGCUGGGGCCUACACAAACCAACUGUGCACGAUCGAUCCGAAGCAUGGCGAUGCCCUCAUAUACCUCGGGAUCAUUAACGGCACGGAGCCAGGAGACUCAGUCGGCGCUCUCCCAUGGUGGUUGAACUAUACGAUCACCAAUGGCACGUCGGCGCUCGUGGAUGGCGCUAAGCGCGACAGACUCGUGUGGGCAGGCGACAUGUCCAUCGCCGUUCCUGGCAUCGUCACUUCCACCAAUGACCUGAUAUCCGUCCAAAAUUCCUUGAACUCCCUCUUCGCCAUACAAAACAAGACCAGUGGACAGCUACCAUACGCAGGCCAGCCGUUUUUCACUGAGCUCUCGCAUACGUACCACUUGUACACGUUGAUCGGUGUUGCCGACUACUACCUCUACUCGGAUGACAUCGAUUACCUUCAGAGCAUGUGGGACGGCAUCAAGCUCGCCAUGAACUUCGCUCUGGGUUUCAUCGACGACAGCGGCUUGAUGAACGUGACUUCGCCUCAUGACUGGCUUCGGUUUGGCAUGGGCGGGCACAAUAUCGAGGCCAACGCAAUCCUCUACCACACCCUGAAUCAAGUUUCAGUCCUGGCCGAUGCUCUUAACGAAACCGACCUCCUCGCCUCGUGGGCCCAGACUGCAGCCACCAUCAAAUCGUCCGCCAACGAGCUCCUCUGGGAUGCCUCCGCCGGCAUGUAUCGCGACAACGAGACAACGACCCUACACCCUCAAGACGGGAACGCAUGGGCGGUCGUCUCGAAUUUGACCCUGAACGAUACCCAAACCGCCUCCAUCAGCUCGAACCUCGUGCAGAGAUGGACGCCAUAUGGCGCUCCCGCUCUCGAGGCUGCUGACGCUAUCUCGCCCUUCAUCUCCGGCUUCGAGCUGCAAGCCCAUAUCCUAUCCGGGAAUGCUAGUGCCGCGCUCGACCUCAUGCGUCUCGAGUGGGGCUUCAUGCUCGACGAUCCGCGCAUGACGAACAGCACUUUCAUCGAGGGGUACUCGAGCACCGGCGAGUUGCAUUAUGCUCCUUAUACGAACGAUCCACGCAUCAGCUUCGCGCAUGGGUGGUCUACCGGGCCAACGUCGACGUUGACCUUCAUGGUGGCCGGUAUCCAGUUGACGAGCGCCGGAGGACGGACGUGGUUGAUCAAGCCUACCCUUGGCGACCUGACGAGGGCGGAGGCGGGGUUCAAGACCAGCCUAGGCAGUUUCAGCGUCAACAACGCGAAGGAUGCCAAGACCGGCUCCUUCCAGGUUGCGUUCGAGACGCCGAAGGGUACGAAUGGGGCGUUGAGCGUUGAGUACCCGGAUUGCGAUGGGACGUUGGUGUUGUCUCGGGCGGGCAAGAAACACGCGGUGCUGCAUGUGAAGCAGGAUGACGCUCCGCAAGGACGGAUCGAGGUCGAUGGUUUGGAGGGAGGCCAUUGGACGGCCCGAUUCACUUGCUCUCGAUAGUUUUCGUGUUCAUUCUGGGCCAGCGUCGUCGAAUAUUGGGUAGAGUACAAGUGCAUGCGAAAGA
Punctularia strigosozonata HHB-11173 SS5 is the source of this 2209-nucleotide messenger RNA. RefSeq names its product bacterial alpha-L-rhamnosidase domain-containing protein. The transcript has 5 exons. Lineage: Eukaryota; Fungi; Basidiomycota; Agaricomycetes; Corticiales; Punctulariaceae. Gene Ontology annotation, biological process: carbohydrate metabolic process. The record is from RefSeq and is a predicted model, not a curated record. Bases 100 to 2145 code for a protein of 681 amino acids.